Molecule: messenger RNA, 1137 nt
Organism: Solanum verrucosum
Lineage: Eukaryota; Viridiplantae; Streptophyta; Magnoliopsida; Solanales; Solanaceae
Product: GDSL esterase/lipase At1g28610-like
Exons: 5
Coding region: 1-1137 (378 amino acids)
Biological process (GO): lipid metabolic process
Molecular function (GO): lipase activity
Source: RefSeq, a predicted model, not a curated record
AUGGCUUCUUCUCAACCCAUUAUAAUUUACUUUAUUGGAUUGAGUUUUUUCUUAUUGCUAGCUUGUGCUACUAGUUGUUACACAUCCAUUUUUGGAUUUGGUGAUUCACUUACUGAUACUGGAAACUUAGUGCACCUCUAUCCACAUGGUAAUAAACCUCACAUGUAUUUUCCUCCUUAUGGAAAGACAUACUUCCAUCAUCCCACUGGUCUUUGCUCUGAUGGACGUCUUCUCAUAGAUCUCAUUGCACAACAUUAUGGACUUCCACUUCCACCACCUUCACUUGAUGGAAGAAAUGUUCAAAAUGGAACAAAUUUUGCAGUGGUGGGAUCAAGAGUAAUGGAUGCACAAUUCUAUGAGAAGAGAGGAAUUUAUGAAAUAGUAACAAAUGUUUCUAUGUGGGAUCAAUUGAAUUGGUUUAAACAAAUGCUUCCACAUUUAUGUCAUAAUUCUUCAGGCUGCAAAGAGUUUUUAGAGAGCUCCUUAUUUCUUCUUGGGGAAUUUGGAGGCAAUGAUUAUACACAUGCACUUCUUUCACACAAAACUUUAAAUGACAUUCUUCCCAUCAUCCCUUUAGUUACCCAAUCUAUUGCCUCAGGUGCUCAUGAGCUAGUGGAGCUUGGGGUAAAGACAAUAAUAGUGCCAAGUGUGUUACCACUUGGAUGUACUUCAUCCUAUUUGACAAAUUUUGAGAGCUUGAAUGAAGAAGACUAUGAUGAAUUAGGUUGUCUCAUUUGGCCAAAUGAAUUUGCUUCCUAUCAUAAUGAACUUCUUCAAAAGGAAUUACAUCGACUUAGAGAGCUUCAUCCUCAUGUCAAUAUUAUCUAUGCUGAUUAUUACAAUGCUUCUAUGCAACUUUAUCGAGCUCCUCGAAAAUAUGGAUUUUUUAAGGGUGUACUAAUAGCAUGUUGUGGAGGUGGAGGUCCUUAUAAUUUCAAUAUUUCUGCUCAAUGUGGCACUUCUCAAGCAACAAGUUGUGAGGAUCCUAACCAAUAUGUGAAUUGGGAUGGAUAUCACUUUACAGAGGCUGCUUAUAGAUGGAUGACAAAAAGUUUAUUGGAAGGCCCAUUCACUUAUCCUCCUAUGAAGAAUUUGUGUCUUUUUGAUGUUAUUGAGGCCCGAGUUUCCCAAAUUUAA